Pollicipes pollicipes is the source of this 778-nucleotide messenger RNA. RefSeq lists its product as uncharacterized. The record is from RefSeq and is a predicted model, not a curated record. The transcript is spliced from 2 exons. NCBI's taxonomy places the organism in Eukaryota, Metazoa, Arthropoda, Thecostraca, Pollicipedomorpha, Pollicipedidae. The coding region runs from base 24 to 767 and encodes 247 amino acids.
UCAUUAGCGAAAGGGCUACUGUUAUGCAUAAUCCAAAGAACUCCACAUCAAAUCAAAUUUUUGCUACAAUGAGUAACCAGACACGAGCAGAAGCACUCAAGAAAUCACUUCGUCCAGAAGUUUCCAACAAAAACCCCGGUUCUGGGACGUCGGAACCUUCACCGACACCGAAGGAGCCCAAGGUUACUGGUUUGGGUGUUUGGAGAAAGCUGGGAGAAAUAUUUGAUAUCAGUCCCAAGGUAACGGCCGACAAACUGGCCGAGCCGACAGCAAUGUCUACGUCUAGCCCCAACCCUCUUCAGUCAAUGGUACCGGCCGAAGAAUCGAUAAAAACCGCGCCUCUAGCUCAGAAAGGCGGCUCACGUGACUCGAAAGCCCAAUCUGAGCAGAGUUCGAAGAGCACCACAAAAGAAGAUCGUCCAUAUAAAUCAGCUCUUCGUGCAGCCAUAGUAGACCGCCUACUGCAAGAUCUGAGGAAGAUGUCCUCUGCCAAGGGCUCCGAGAUGGCUCGGGCAGAGUCAGAUCUCAUCGAAAUCCUACACGAUUAUCAAACAGACCUCAUGGACGACGAUGAGCACACCAUAGCUGGAGAACCGUUUCAAGGUGUGCGCAUCCACGACAACGUCGCCAUCCCGGUCGUCUACCAGGCGGUGCCGAUCAAGAUGGAGGGUCUCACACACCACCGCAUCAUGGUCCGCUCCAGCCGACCGCGUGGCCCCCGGCACCACUCAACAGGUCGACGCAAGGUCACCUUCAAUCCGCCGUAGAAUCGCAUCCG